Molecule: messenger RNA, 2135 nt
Organism: Panthera uncia (snow leopard)
Lineage: Eukaryota; Metazoa; Chordata; Mammalia; Carnivora; Felidae
Gene: DEPTOR
Product: DEP domain containing MTOR interacting protein
Exons: 9
Coding region: 238-1416 (392 amino acids)
Biological process (GO): intracellular signal transduction; negative regulation of TOR signaling
Molecular function (GO): protein binding
Source: RefSeq, a predicted model, not a curated record
GGCCCCGCCCCCCGACCACGCGGGGCUCCAGCCGCCGCCCCAAGCUGGAGUUCCUGGAGCGGACUUGCCUAGCGCCUCAACCUACCCACAGGGAUUCCCUCUCUAGCCAAUCGCAUUUGAGCAACGGGACUGCCCCUGACAAAGAUGGCGGGGGAGGCCUCCGUGAGGGCAGGCUGAUUUAACACCCAAACCCACGGCGUCUAGGGAAGACAGUGGUAGUAGCGGCGCGGCCCGACCAUGGAGGAGGGCAGCAGCGGUAGCGGUGGCAGCGGUGGCAGCGACAGCAGCACCGGUGGGAGUGGUGGAGCGCAGCAAAGGGAGCUGGAGCGCAUGGCUGAGGUCCUGGUCACUGGGGAGCAGCUACGGCUCAGGCUGCAUGAAGAAAAGGUUAUUAAAGAUAGGCGACAUCAUCUCAAAACCUACCCAAACUGCUUUGUUGCCAAAGAACUGAUUGACUGGCUGAUUGAGCACAAAGAGGCUUCUGACAGAGAGACAGCAAUCAAACUCAUGCAGAAGUUAGCAGACCGGGGCAUCAUUCAUCACGUGUGUGAUGAACAUAAGGAAUUCAAGGACGUCAAACUCUUCUACCGCUUUCGGAAGGAUGACGGCACCUUCCCGCUGGACAAUGAAGUGAAGGCCUUCAUGAGAGGACAGAGGCUGUACGAGAAGCUGAUGAGCCCUGAAAACACACUCCUGCAACCCAGGGAAGAGGAAGGGGUCAAGUAUGAGCGCACCUUCAUGGCGUCUGAAUUCCUGGACUGGCUGGUGCAGGAAGGCGAGGCCACCACAAGGAAGGAGGCCGAGCAGCUGUGUCACCGGCUCAUGGAGCACGGCAUCAUACAGCAUGUGUCCAACAAGCACCCAUUUGUGGACAGCAACCUUCUCUACCAGUUCAGAAUGAACUUCCGGCGGAGGCGUAGACUGAUGGAGCUGCUCAAUGAGAAGUCCCCCUCUUCCCAGGAAACUCACGACAGUCCCUUCUGCCUGAGGAAGCAGAGCCACGACAAUCGGAAAUCUACCAGUUUUAUGUCCGUCAGCCCCAGCAAGGAGAUCAAGAUCGUGUCUGCGGUGCGGAGAAGCAGCAUGAGCAGCUGUGGCAGCAGUGGCUACUUUAGCAGCAGCCCCACCCUCAGCAGCAGCCCCCCUGUGCUCUGCAACCCCAAGUCCGUGUUGAAGAGACCCGUAACUUCAGAGGAACUCCUGACUCCCGGGGCUCCAUAUGCAAGGAAGACAUUCACGAUUGUUGGUGACGCCGUUGGUUGGGGCUUUGUGGUGCGAGGAAGUAAGCCAUGCCACAUUCAGGCCGUGGACCCCAGCGGCCCUGCGGCAGCGGCGGGAAUGAAGAAAGAGCACACAAGCUGGGAAGGGAUGGAGAGAAAAGGAGACACAGAAUCUGAAGCAGGCACCAGGCUCUGAGCUGUCAGCACAGAGCACAACGUGGGGCUGGAACCCACAAACCAUGAGAUCAUGACUUGAGCCGAAGUGGGACACUUAACCAACUGAGCCAUCCAGGUGCCCCUAGAAUUUUCUUUCCUAAAAGCUCCCUUUUCUUUCCAAAUCUACUUAGCCAUUUUUAUAAUUCCUUUUUCUUAUCAUAUUCUCAAUUCCAUGUCUUAUUUUCUUGAACAUAUUGUGUGCUUAUUAAUUUCACCAUCUAAAGUUUUUGCAGAUCUGGUUCUAUUGUCUGUUUUAUUUCUGCUGUCUGUUGCUCAUGAUCUCUUAUUUCCUUAUGUAUUAUGAGAUUUUUUUUUUUUGAAUGCGUAUUCAUAUUCUUUGGAACCUUAUCAGUGGAAUUAUUUGAGGCCCGUGUUUAAAGUGAGUUCCUCCAGAGAGGAUCAAAUUUGUUUCUGCUGGAUGUUUAGGGAUAACAUCAACAUGUGACCAAUUCAAAAUAACUCUUAGCCUUGGGCUUUUUAAUUCCAUGGAGAGUGUGAAUUCAGGCCAUAAACCUUGAUGACUAUCUUUGGGCUAUAGUUUCUCAGAGAAUCUCUUUCUUCAUCCAUUCACUCAUUUCCAAGAUUAAAAAAAAAAAUCUUUACUGUCGGCUUCUCAGAGUGGGUGUAUUUCUGGAUCUCCCUUUCAUUGGUGGUGCAGCCAUUAAGAUUUCCAGCUGUAUGUGGGAGUCACCUAGAAGA